GUGGCUGCACUUCAUUCCAGGGAUACAAUUCCGGACGGCGAAUACACCGUUUAAGUUGACUUGGUGGUUUUGCUCAUACAGAAAGAAAUGGAGCGAUUUCUUACAAAGAUAGUAAUGCUCAUGAAGAAAGAAAAUCUAUUUGCAUAUCAGGGAGGUCCUAUCAUACUUGCACAGGUUGAGAACGAAUAUGGAAAUGUGGAAUGGGCAUAUGGGAUUAGCGGAGAGUUGUAUGUGAAAUGGGCUGCCUCUACUGCCGUUGCCCUUAAUACCUCUGUUCCUUGGGUGAUGUGCUCACAAGAAGAUGCACCAGAUCCAAUAAUAAAUGCAUGCAAUGGGUUUUACUGUGAUACAUUUACACCAAAUUCUCCUUCUAAGCCAAAGAUGUGGACAGAGAAUUACCCUGGAUGGUUCCUGUCAUUUGGAUAUGCAAUCCCCUACAGACCUGUAGAGGACAUUGCCUUUUCCGUUGCACGUUUUUUUGAGACUGGUGGUACUUUCCAGAACUAUUAUAUGUAUUUUGGAGGAACAAAUUUUGGACGAACAGCUGGAGGACCGUUGGUUGCAACAAGCUAUGAUUAUGAUGCUCCAAUCGACGAAUAUGGUUUUCUUAGGCAACCAAAAUGGAGCCACUUGCGAGACCUUCACAAGGCCAUAAAAUCAUGUGAAAGAUCAUUGGUCACCUAUGAUUCAACUUACAUCUCACUGGGAAAAAAUUUAGAGGCACAUGUGUAUAAUGGUACUUCAGGCUGUGCGGCAUUUCUUGCUAACAUUGACCACAAUUCAGAUGCAAAUGUGUCAUUUAAUGGAAACUCGUAUUCCCUUCCUUCGUGGUCUGUCAGUAUUCUACCAGAUUGCAGAAGUGUAAUAUUUAAUACUGCAAAGGUUGUUUCACAAACCACUCCGGCUGCUUCAUGGCACAAACAUAAAGUUAGCAUCAAGCACUACCUCGCGUCCUCCGCUUGGCAGUGGUAUAAAGAACAGGUUGGAACCUCGACUAUGAAUUCAUUUACUAGGCAGGGUCUGUUGGAACAAAUAAAUACUACAAGAGAUAGGAGUGAUUAUUUGUGGUAUACUAUGAGUAUGAACUUGGAUGAGGAACUUUCCCAAAGUGAAACGAGAGAAGUGCUUUUUCAUAUUCAGAGUUUGGGGCAUGCUGCAUUACUCUUCGUCAACAAAGAACUUGCAGGAUUUGGCUAUGGUAAUCAUGAUGAUGCAAGCUUUUCCAUUAACAAGAAAAUUACACUCAACCAAGGAAAUAACACACUAGAGAUAUUGAGCAUGAUGGUCGGACUGCAGAAUUAUGGUCCCUGGUUUGAUAUAUCUGGCGCGGGAAUUUAUUUGGUCGCAAUAGCUGAUUUUCCAAGUGCUCUCGGCGAUCUUUCUAGCAAGGAAUGGACUUAUCAGGUAGGCACAGAAGGUGAAUAUCUGGGGCUUGAUAAGAUGGAUCAUGCGAACAGCUCAUUUUGGACUUCAGGAAAUCUCUUGCCAACUAACCAAAGCUUAAUAUGGUACAAGACAUCAUUCAUUGCACCUGAAGGAAAUGGUCCUUUAGCCUUAAACCUGUCUAGCAUGGGAAAGGGUGAAGCAUGGGUUAAUGGUCAGAGCAUAGGACGGUUUUGGCCUGCUUAUCUUUCUCCAUCAACAGGCUGCUCAGAAAAUUGUGAUUACAGAGGGCCAUAUGAUUCAAAUAAAUGCCUGAAGGGCUGUGGUGAACCUGCUCAAACUCUGUAUCAUGUUCCACGCUCUUGGGUAUAUCGUGGUAAAAACUUACUGGUUCUACAUGAAGAGUUAGGUGGUGAUCCUUCAAAGAUCACGGUGUUCACUAGAACAGGAGAAGUGCUAUGUGCUCAUGUAUCUGAACUAGACCCUUCUCCUGUGUACUCAUGGAAAUCAAGCUCCACAUUUGACUCGUUCAGUCCUGAAGUCCAAUUGUCUUGUCAACGAGGUUGGCACAUUGUUUCUGUCAGUUUUGCAAGCUUUGGCACUCCCCAAGGACAGUGUGGAAAGUUCAGCCAUGGAAAUUGCAGUUCAGAUGUUCUCACAGUUGUACGAAAGACAUGCGUUGGCCGUGAAAGCUGCUCAGUUAUCGUAUCCACAGACAAACUUGGUGAUCCUUGCCCUGGGGUCGUUAAGAGUCUCGCGGUUGAAGCAUUUUGCAGCGAAUAGCAUAGAUUGGGGUUCUGAAAUCAUCUCCGUAUCUCUAGGUUCUCAUUAUCUUGUCGCUUGAGUCACCAGGCAUUUCUUGUAUGUGUGAAGUAUCUGAGGGCAAAUGUAAUAUAUUUGUAAUGUCAAGAUGAGGAUGUAUUUGUAAUGGCAAAUGUAAUAUAUUUGUAAUGUUAAGACACAUAUGGUGUUCCUUCAGUAAAGCGUUUAAUUUUUUUUUUUUU
Messenger RNA from Asparagus officinalis (garden asparagus), 2387 nucleotides. RefSeq names its product beta-galactosidase 8-like. Gene Ontology annotation, biological process: carbohydrate metabolic process. Gene Ontology annotation, cellular component: cell wall; vacuole. The record is from RefSeq and is a predicted model, not a curated record. The coding region runs from base 88 to 2166 and encodes 692 amino acids. Gene Ontology annotation, molecular function: carbohydrate binding; beta-galactosidase activity. The transcript has 16 exons. NCBI's taxonomy places the organism in Eukaryota, Viridiplantae, Streptophyta, Magnoliopsida, Asparagales, Asparagaceae.